AUGAGUUACCACCCGGUGGACACGGUAGGGAGUCCAUUCAGGAGAAGCAUGGAUAGUAGGACAAGCUACGGCCGCUCCUCCGGCACCCCCUCCAGCGGGUUCCGCUCUCAGUCCUGGUCCCGGUCAAGCCCUAACAAGCCCUACAAGAGGAGCGUCAAUAUGCCGGUAGCCAGAGCGUACAGCUCCACACUCCUCAGCUCCGCCGACAGCGUUGAUUUCAGUCAAACUAACGGAGACUACAAGCGUUCCAAUGAGAAAGAGCAGCUCCAGGGGUUAAACGACCGUUUCGCCGGUUACAUCGACAAGGUGCACUAUCUGGAGCAGCAGAACAGCCAGAUUGAGGAGGAGAUCCAGGCGCUGCGGCAGAAGCAGGUGUCGCAGUCCCAGCUAGGCGAUUUAUACGACCAGGAGCUCCAGGAGCUGCGCUCCAUGUUGGAGCAGAUCCACCACGAUAAGGCGCAGAUCCAGCUCGACACAGACCACAUCGAGGAGGACAUCCAGAGAAUUAGGGACCGCUUCGAUGAGGAAGCUCGCAUCAGGGAUGAGACGGAAGGCAUCAUCCGGGCGCUCAAAAAAGAUAUGAACGACACUGAGUUAGUGAAGUCGGAGUUGGAGAAGAAAGUCCAGUCACUGCAGGAUGAGAUUGCCUUUAUCCGUAACAACCACGAGGAAGAGGUGAGCGAGCUGUUUGCCCAGGUGCAGGCGUCGCAGGUGACCAUGGAGAGGAAAGACUUCCAGAAGACGGACAUCACCGAGGCGCUCCGGGAGAUCCGCACCCAGCUCGAGGGCCACUCCAACCAGAACCUGCAGCAGGUGGAGGACUGGUUCAUGUGCCGCUAUUCCAAGCUCACUGAUGCUGCGGAACAAAACAAAGAUGCAAUCAAGUCCGCCCGUGAUGAGAUUGCGGACUACCGCCGCCAGCUCCAGUCCAAGACCGUGGAAUUAGAAUCCGUCCGGGGAACCAGGGAGUCACUGGAAAGGCAGCUGAAUGACAUCGAGGACCGACACAACAACGACCUGUCCAGCCUGCAGGAGACCAUCCACCAGCUGGAUAAUGAGCUCAAGGGCACGAAGUGGGAGAUGGCGCGUCAUCUGCGCGAGUACCAGGACCUGCUCAAUGUCAAGAUGGCUCUUGACAUCGAGAUUGCUGCAUACAGGAAACUCCUAGAAGGUGAGGAGACCCACUUUAGCACUUUCCCUUACCGCCAAGCUGUCACCUCCUCUAAGAAGUCCAAGUCUGGGCCUCCCAAACUGAAGGUCCAGCACAAGUUUGUAGAGGAGAUCAUUGAGGAGACCAGGGUGGAGGAUGAGAAGUCUGAAAUGGACGUGGACCUGGAAGAGAUUGCCCAGGAGCUGUCUGCCGCAUUGGAGGCAGAGGCCACAGAUGACAGAGAAGAGGAAGGAGAGGAUAAGGGAGAAGAGGAGGAAGAAGAAGCAGUGGGACAUGGAGAAGAGGGAGAGGGUGACUCAGAAGAGGUUGUAGCCUCCACUGAAGCCCAAGUGAGCUCCAGCGCCCCUGCUGAGGAGGAAGAGGAGGACAAAAACGGUGGUGAUGAAGAAGAAGAUGGAGGAGAGGGUGCCGAGGAGGGAGAAAAAGAAGAAGAGGGUGAGAAAGAAGGAAAGGAUGAGGAAGGAAGGGAAGAGGGAGAGGAGACAGCCCCAGAAUCAAAGGUCUCUCCUGACAAAGAGAAGGCUGGAGAGAAGGAAGGAAGCGGAGGAGAAGAAGAGACAGCAGAGGGAGAGGGAGAAGAGGAGGGUGGUGAUAAAGAGGAAGUUGCAGGUAGUGACAAAGGAUCCAAAGAUGGAGAUGAUAAGGAUGAGAAAGAUAAGAAAGGAAAGGAUGAGAAAGAUGACAAAACAGAUGAGGCAGAUGUAGCCAAGACAGAGUCUCCAAAAACAGAUGCCCCCAAGAGUGAGGCCCCAAAAGCUGAGGUCCAGAAAUCUGAGGCCCCAAAAGUCUCCAAGCCAGAUUCCCUGAAAGCUGAAUCCCCUAAGGCUGGGUCCCCUAAGUCUGAGUCACCAAAAGCUGGAUCCCCCAAACAUGAAUCCCCCAAAGCUGGUUCCCCUAAAUCUGAAUCCCCAAAACCCGGGUCCCCCAAAUCUGAAUCCCCCAAAUUAGGAUCCCCUAAAGCAGAGUCCCCUAAGGAUGAGGCUCCCAAACCAGAAGCUCCCAAGUCAGAGGCCCCCAAGGCUGCAGAAGAGAAAGUAGACAAAAAGGGUGAUUCAGAGGAAGAGAAGGUAGAAAAGAAAGAUGCAGCUUUGAGCGGAGAAGUGGAGAAGGGUGCCCCAGAGGACAAAAAAGACGAUGGGAAGAAAGAGGAGACGGAUGUGAUCUCAAAUGGAGUGGACGAGAGCCCCACCAAAGAUGACCCCAACCAGAAAGAUGACCCCAACCAGAAAGAUGACCCCAACCAGAAAGAUGACCCCAGCCAGAAGGUGGUCAUCACCAAAACGGUGGAGACCAUCACCACUGGAGAGGACGGAGCCAAGCAUGUCAUUAAAUCAGUCACUGUCACCGAGACUGUGAAAGAGUCUGAGGAUAUGAUUCAGGAGAAGAUGGUGUCCAGCAAGACGAUGGAGAAACACUCUUCCAAGUCCGUCAAGGUGGUGACCGAAACCGAGUGA
Molecule: messenger RNA, 2625 nt
Organism: Salvelinus namaycush (lake trout)
Lineage: Eukaryota; Metazoa; Chordata; Actinopteri; Salmoniformes; Salmonidae
Product: neurofilament medium polypeptide-like
Exons: 5
Coding region: 1-2625 (874 amino acids)
Biological process (GO): neurofilament bundle assembly
Cellular component (GO): postsynaptic intermediate filament cytoskeleton; intermediate filament; cytoplasm
Molecular function (GO): structural constituent of cytoskeleton
Source: RefSeq, a predicted model, not a curated record